Molecule: messenger RNA, 750 nt
Organism: Paramecium sonneborni
Lineage: Eukaryota; Ciliophora; Oligohymenophorea; Peniculida; Parameciidae
Source: the annotation of a GenBank genome assembly
AUGGGGUUUAACCUACUAUCUUUAUUAUUUCUAGGAACUCUAGCAUGUGCCUUCCUGUUUUAAAAAUAAUCUUCCCUCUCUCUCAUUAUAUCCAUCAUGGAUAUUAUCAUCAUUGUAUUUCAAUCUUCAAUUGCCCUUUACAUUAAUAUGCGAGCAUUAAAAUAACAAAACAAAAAACCCAUCUUUAUAUAUAGAAAAUUGAAAGUCUUAAGCAUUUGUUUCAAUAUCAUUGACAGACUAAUUGUUCCAAUUAUUAAUUGUACACUCAUUUUUAAAGAUGUAAUAACUCUAAUAUUUAGGAUUAAAAAGAAGCAAGAAAACAGUACUGUGUACUUGACAUAUUUGUUGCUCUUAUCAUUACUUCUAUUAUUUGGAAUUUAAUUGAAUAUUAUUUCUACACAAUUGUUAGAGAUUUUGUUCUUAUUUUACAAUCCUCAUGUAUUUUCUAUUUCCUCAUAUAGAAAAUCGAUCACAUCGAUAUAUGAAUGAUAGUAAACUAAAGCUUUUGGAAUAACAAAAUUUAGCCAUUGUAUUUGAAGUUCAAGGAUUAAAACCAACUUAUCGUAGAGGAGGAUAACCAAUUAUUAUUCCAGAAAAGGUUGAAUAAGGUCAAUAAAAAAGUAAUCUAGAAAUUCACAAAAUGUAAUAAUAACCAUUACAACAUAAUCAAAGUAUUGAAAUAUAAUUAAUUCAGGCUUUCAAGUUUAUGGUUCUCAGCAAGAAUUAAUAGAAAUCAAUUUAAUUCAAUGA